This is a messenger RNA of Nannospalax galili (Upper Galilee mountains blind mole rat), 1458 nucleotides long. RefSeq names its product olfactory receptor 10-like. NCBI's taxonomy places the organism in Eukaryota, Metazoa, Chordata, Mammalia, Rodentia, Spalacidae. Gene Ontology annotation, molecular function: olfactory receptor activity; G protein-coupled receptor activity. Gene Ontology annotation, biological process: G protein-coupled receptor signaling pathway. The record is from RefSeq and is a predicted model, not a curated record. Bases 485 to 1420 code for a protein of 311 amino acids. The transcript has a single exon. Gene Ontology annotation, cellular component: membrane.
GCUCCUGGAACUUGAGUUAUAGAUGAUUGUUAGCCACCAUGUGAGUGCUGGUAACUGAACCUGGGUCCUCUGGAAGAGCAGCCAGUGCUCUUAACCACUGAGCCAUGUCUUCAUUAGAUUUUUUAUAGCAGUGUCCAAGUUAGGAACUUUGAAUCGAAGUUAGUGUGUUUGAAUCCAUAUGUCAGAAGGGAUGACAUCAACUCUACUUUCAGGAAGCAUCAGAUCCAAGGGAUGGAUUGAGCAGCUUGACUGAAGUUCUGAGACACACAAGCAGCAGGACUAAGGUUCAAACAAAGGCCAUGCAAUCCUAAUCCAGUUAUUGCUAUACUUAGCGAAAGAAGACAGGACAGGUGGAACUGGGCAGCAGAAUGGAAAUAAUGUGCCUAAUUGAGAAGUACUUAGAGAAUAUUGUGAAUAUUAUUCACAUUCAUGUUCUUCAUAGCAGGCAUUAAAUUGCCUUCUACUAUUUGUGCAGGAAAAAGUUAUGGGAAGUUUCAACACCAGUUUUGGAGAGGACUUCCUUCUGGUGGGCUUCUCAGAUUGGCCUCAGCUGGAACUCAUCCUUUUUGUCUUCAUUUCCGUUUUCUACUCUCUAACUCUGCUUGGCAACACCACCAUCAUUGCUCUCUCGCAACUGGACUUUCGACUGCACACACCCAUGUACUUCUUCCUCUCCCACCUCUCCUUCCUGGACCUCUGCUACACCACCAGCACUGUGCCCCAGCUCCUGGUCAACCUUCAUGGACUUGACAAGACCAUCAGCUAUGGUGGGUGUGUGGCUCAGCUGCUCACAUCCCUUGCCCUGGGCUCCACUGAGUGUGUGCUCUUGGUGGUGAUGGCCUUUGACCGCUACGCUGCUGUGUGUCGUCCACUCCACUACACAACCAUCAUACACCCCUUUCUUUGCCAGGUAUUGGCUACUGCUUCAUGGGCGGGAGGCUUCUUGAACUCUCUGAUUCAGACAGGCCUCAUGAUGGCCAUGCCUCUCUGUGGCCACCAACUGAAUCACUUCUUCUGCGAGAUACCUGUUCUCCUGAAGUUGGCCUGUGAGGACACAGGGGGAACAGAGGCCAAGAUGUUUGUGGCAAGAGUCACAGUCUUGGUUUUUCCUGCAGCUCUAAUUCUAGGCUCCUAUACACACAUUGCAAGGGCAGUGAUGAAGGUCAAGUCAGUGGCUGGGCGCAGAAAGGCUUUUGGAACCUGUGGAUCCCACCUCACUGUGGUUUCUCUUUUCUAUGGCUCAGCCAUCUACACGUACUUACAACCCAAGGACAGUUAUUCUGAAAGUGAGGGAAAGUUUGUGGCCCUCUUUUAUACUAUCAUUACUCCCAUGCUCAAUCCUCUGAUUUACACCCUGAGGAACAAGGAUGUGAAGGGGGCUCUGUGGAAGGUGCUGGGGAGAGGCAGAGAUGCAGGGUAGGGAGGGAAAGCAGGGCCACUACAGUUUUCUGUGGUAGC